This is a messenger RNA of Postia placenta MAD-698-R-SB12, 1194 nucleotides long. RefSeq lists its product as hypothetical. Gene Ontology annotation, molecular function: nitronate monooxygenase activity. Lineage: Eukaryota; Fungi; Basidiomycota; Agaricomycetes; Polyporales; Adustoporiaceae. The record is from RefSeq and is a predicted model, not a curated record. The coding region runs from base 13 to 1077 and encodes 354 amino acids. The transcript has 12 exons.
CGUUCACCCAGCAUGCCUUCCUCACCGCCAGUAAUCAGCACGCCUCUGACAAAGUUGCUGGGCAUCAAUCACCCGGUGCUUCUCGCAGGCAUGAAUGUGGCGGCAGGUGCCAACUUAGCGGCAGCGGUGACCAAUGCUGGUGGAAUGGGUGUCAUUGGGGGCGUGGGGUACAGCCCCAAGAUACUGGAGGAGACAAUCAGUGAAUUGAAAAGCCACUUGGAGAAUAAGGACGCACCGUUUGGCGUCGACCUGCUCAUUCCGCAAGUAGGAGGUAAUGCGCGCAAGACUAAUUAUGACUACACGAAGGGUCAACUUCCCGAGCUCGUGGACAUCAUAAUCAAGAGCAAAGCCAAGCUCUUCGUGUGCGCUAUUGGUGUGCCUCCAAAGGAAGUUGUCGACAAGCUCCAUGCCGCCGGCAUUCUUGUCAUGAACAUGGUUGGCCAUCCUAAGCAUGUGCCGAGGGCAUUGGCGCAAGGAGUGGAUAUCAUCUGCGCGCAGGGAGGCGAGGGGGGCGGACACACCGGAGAUGUUCCGUUUUCUAUCCUCAUCCCUGCAUGCGUCGACCUCUGUCGGAACGCAAAGAGUCCACUCACCGGAGAACCCGUUACUGUCGUUGCAGCGGGUGGUAUUGCCGACGGGCGGGGGCUCGCAGCGGCUCUCUCGUACGGUGCUUCUGGCGUGUGGGUGGGAACCCGUUUUGUUGCCAGUGAAGAGGCCAGCGCUCCAAAGAAGCACAAGGAGCUGGUGCUGUCUGCCUCAUACGACGAUGUGGCCCGUACCCUGAUUUACUCAGGUCGACCGCUCAGCGUACGGAAGACGCCAUACGUCGCCGAUUGGGAGAACCGGAGACAGGCUGAAAUCACAGAAUUAUGUUCGCAAGGGAAGAUCCCUCAUGACGUCGAGCUCGAGAAAGACCCAAAGAAAUUUAUACAAGGUCAAGCAUGGCUCAUGGGGAAGGUCGCUGGGUCAAUUCAUGACAUCAAACCCGCAAAAGCGAUCGUGGAUGAACUGGUGUUCACCGCGGCAGCAAGCCUCCGCGAUGCCAAUUCUUCACUGAUUUCGAAGUCGAAGUUGUAGGGCUUAGCAAGGUUGGCCUUGUUGGAGGUGGCAGGCUCCUACACCAGAUGCUAGGACUUACUCACGGCGUUGGGAGCGUGUCAUAAUGAUGGUUUAUUCAUGUUGGCUUGGAUCGCG